This is a messenger RNA of Procambarus clarkii (red swamp crayfish), 2427 nucleotides long. Lineage: Eukaryota; Metazoa; Arthropoda; Malacostraca; Decapoda; Cambaridae. The record is from RefSeq and is a predicted model, not a curated record.
AUGCAAGGAGCUUCAAGCCAAAUGUUGAACUUGGCGCUGCUUCUAUCAACUGGAGGUGGAUCGAGUUCCAAUAAACCAGGAAUUGAUACAUCAUUCAGUGGAGGUGGAUCGAGUUCCAAUAAACCAGGAAUUCAUCUUUCAUUGGGUAGAGGUCGUCGUUCAAACUCGAACAAGCCAGGAAUAGAUAGUUCAUUCAGAGGUGGUGGCUCAUCUUCGAACAAACCAGGAAUUGAUACUUCAUUCAGUGGAGGUGGUUCAAGUUCUAACAAACCAGGAGUUGAUACUUCAUUCAGUGGAGGUGGCUCGAGCUCCAACAAACCACACUUUGGAGGAUCAUCAUCCUCAAACAAACCAGGGAUCCAUGGCUCAUUUGGAAGAGGCCGUCGUUCGAAUUCAAACAAACCAGGAGUCGAUGAUUCGUUCAGUGGAGGUGGUUCAAGUUCUAACAAACCUGGAGUUGAUGGUUCAUUCGGUGGAGAUAGUUCAUUCUCUAACAAACCAGGAAUCGAUGGUUCAUUCGGUGGAGGUGGUUCAAGUUCUAACAAACCAGGAGUUGAUGGUUCAUUCGGAGGAGAUAGUUCAUUCUCUAACAAACCAGGAAUCGAUGGUUCAUUCGGUGGAGGUGGUUCAAGUUCUAACAAACCAGGAGUUGAUGGUUCAUUCGGAGGAGAUAGUUCAUUCUCUAACAAACCAGGAAUCGAUGGUUCAUUCAGUGGAGGUGAUUCAUCCUCCAACAAACCUGGGGUUGGUGGUUCAUUGGGUUCUCAUGGUGUUACUUCUGACAGACGGGUUUCAAGAGCAGCUUCCAAAUCUGGUUUGUGUAGUGUAUGUGGAGAUAGGCAUCAUACUGGAGGAAGUGGAGAAUCUGGAGAACAGAUUGGAGGCAGUGGAGGAGGUUUUGGAGGUGGUAGCCAAUCCGGAGAACAGACUGGGGGUAGCGGAGGAGGCUUUGGAGGUGGAAGUCCAUCUGGAGGACAGACAGGGGGUAGUGGCGGAGGCUUUGGAGGUGGUAGCCAAUCUGGAGAACAGACUGGGGGUAGUGGAGGAGGCUUUGGAGGUGGUAGCCAAUCUGGAGGACAGACAGGGGGUAGCGGAGGAGGCUUUGGAGGUGGAAGUCAAUCUGGAGAACAGACUGGGGGUAGCGGAGGAGGCUUUGGAGGCGGUAGCCAAUCUGGAGGACAGACAGGGGGUAGUGGAGGAGGCUUUGGAGGUGGUGGCCAAUCUGGAGAACAGACGGGGGGUAGUGGAGGAGGCUUUGGAGGUGGAAGCCAAUCUGGAGGACAGACGGGGGGUAGUGGUGGAGGCUUUGGAGGUGGAAGCCAAUCUGGAGGACAGACGGGGGGUAGUGGUGGAGGCUUUGGAGGCGGUAGUCAAUCUGGAGGACAGACAGGGGGUAGUGGAGGAGGCUUUGGAGGUGGUGGCCAAUCUGGAGAACAGACGGGGGGUAGUGGUGGAGGCUUUGGAGGCGGUAGCCAAUCUGGAGGACAGAUUGGAGGUAGUGGAGGAGGUCAUGGAGGUGGAGAUUUUUCUGAAGAACAAACUGAACAUCUUGACACUUCUUUGUCCGCGUCACGAACCACUCGAGACCUCUUUCGUUUAAGGGGUUCAUCUUCGAAUAAACCAGGAGUUGAUGGUUCAUUCAGUGGAGGUGGUUCAAGUUCUAACAAACCAGGAGUUGAUACUUCAUUCAGUGGAGGUGGCUCGAGCUCCAACAAACCACACUUUGGAGGAUCAUCAUCCUCGAACAAACCAGGGAUCCAUGGCUCAUUUGGAAGAGGCGGUCGUUCGAGUUCAAACAAAUCAGGAGUCGAUGGUUCGUCCAGUGGAGGUGGUUCAAGUUCUAACAAACCUGGAAUCGAUGGUUCAUUUGGAGGAGAUAGUUCAUUCUCAAACAAACCAGGAAUCGAUGGUUCAUUCGGAGGAGAUAGUUCAUUCUCAAACAAACCAGGAAUCGAUGGUUCAUUCAGUGGAGGUGGUUCAAGUUCUAACAAACCAGGAAUCGAUGGUUCAUUCAGUGGAGGUGAUUCAUCCUCCAACAAACCUGGGGUUGGUGGUUCAUUGGGUUCUCAUGGUGUUACUUCUGACAGACGGGUUUCAAGAGCAGCUUCCAAAUUUGGUUUGUGUGAUUUAUGUGGAGCUGGGCAUCAUACUGGAGGUGGUGGAGGAGGCUUUGGAGGUGGUGGUGGAUUUGGAGGGGGCGGCGGAGGUAAUCAUAAUGGAGGUGGUGGUGGAUUUGGAGGGGGCGGUGGAGGUAACCAUAAUGGAGGUGGUGGCGGCGGAGUAUAUAUUAGUAUAUACAACAACCUAUGUCAGACUAGAACUGGUGUAUGCACCGCCGGCAAGGAACCCAGACUUUGUGAAACGGAAAAAGAAAAUGAGAAAGUUGAAAGCGGCCGCCAGAUUGAUAGCGGUAAUACUGGAAGCUGA